AUGGAAACAAAAUCUGAAUAUGGUUUAUCAAAAGAAGGGCAAAGUUCUUUGGGUAAAGUUGUUGUUGAGAUAAAGAAUGUUUUAUUUUAAGUAACCAGGUAGAUGCUUAUAGAUGAUGAUCCAUCAUUGUUAUUUACAAUUGCAUCAUUAUUUAUCUAACUAUUUUAAAUGACUUACAUUUGUUUCAAUAGAAAUCUUUAUUAGGCUUGGAAGCAUGAUGAUAUAGCAAAAUAUGUAAAUUAGAUAACUGGUUAUGUUUUACUAUCACCUUAAUAUGAUUAGAUGUAAUAUUCAGCAAUGGUGAUAUUAACUUAUUUGUUUGUAGGUAUCAUAGCAUUAGAAAUUUUACUCUAUUUGGUAUUAAGCAAUAGAACAGAGAAACUCAGCAAGACUCUACCCAUGACAAUGUUAAAGUCAAUAAUUAAUUUGAUGCUUUCAAUUUUAUAUAUGCCAAUUGUAGAUUUAUUUAUUUCAGUGUGGACAUGCAAAGAUUCUUAUCACUUUUCAUUUACAAAUUAUGAAUGCUGGACAGGCAGUCAUACUGUUCAUUCAAUAGUAGCAAUUAUUUUUUUGAUAAUAUUCUACACUUUGAGUGCUAUUCACUCAUUUCUUUAUUAUGAAGCACGUUUUAUCUAUACUAAUUCACUCUCAAAAUAGAGUGGAUUUGAUGAUUUUAUUUUAAAAACUUAUAUUGUGAUUUAAGUAUUAAAUUACUCAUUUAUUGAAUCACAAUAUGUUUAAAUAAUAUUGAUAGCAUUUGGUAAUAUAACUCUAUAUAUAUAUAAUUAUCAUUAAAAUACACAUAAUAAUUUAUAUGUAUAUAAAAUGUGGUAAAUGAUUAUUGCAAUUAAUAAUUGGACUUGUAUAAUGUUAGCUUUUAGUAAGAUCCUAGAGGAUGUCAUAUUUAGAGGUACAAUUUAUGCAUGGUUAUUGGGAAUACCUUUAUUGAUUAUAAUUGUUAUAUAAAAUCCUGAAGAAAGAAUAGAUUUAUUAUUAUUGGAUAAUUUGAAAGGAACAAUAAGUCAGAUAUUAUUAUAAUAACAUCAUUUACUAAGAUUACAUAAUUGGAAUUCUUAAUUAUUUAAUAUAAUUUUGGAUGGAUAUUUAAAGACUCAUAAUUAAACAUGUAUUAGACCUGAUUGUGGUAAGGAAUUAAUUAAGAUAAUUUAAUAAAAUUAUUUGGAUGCAAGUAAGAGAUUCCCAUAUGAUUAUUAAUUAAAAAUUAGAUAUGGAUUUUUCUUACUUCAUAUUGGUUAAAGGUAAUAUGCUUUAUAAGAAUUCAAUCAAGCUUAAAAUCUAAAUCCUACAAUGGAUUAUGAAUUUGUAUUAUUUAGAUAUAAAAAAAUUAUUGAAGAUGAGAUGAAUGAUUAAAAUGUUGAAUAAAUAGAUACUCAUAAUGAAGCUAUGUAUUUAAAUAUUAUUAAGAACUUUUAAAGCAAAAUAGAAAGAGUAACUUUAAUAAAUAUGGAUUUCUGGUCUUAAUUAUAAGAAGAUUAUCCAGAUUUAGGGAAAUUGAAUUAGAUUGGUUUAAAUAUACAUAAUCUAAUGAAUGAAAUUGAUAUGAUAUGGAAUAGAUUACAAAAGACAAAGUAAAAUACAUAAAAGAGUUUAAAAAUGUAUAGUAAAUUUAUGAUUGAUGUUGUAUAAGAUUAAGAAUAUGGUGAAUUGUUAUAUGAGAAAUCUAGAGUUAUGGAUGCAUCUUAUGUAAGGAAAGGUAUAUAGAUGGCAAGUAAAGAAGAAAUAAGUAUGGAAAGUUUACCAACAAUGAUUAUUUCAUUAGCUUAAGAUAAAUUUGGUUAAAUAAUAAAUUUAAAUACUGCAUGUCAUGUAUUUGGAUAUAUGAAAAAUGAAUUAGUUAAUAGAAAAUUAAAUGUCUUAAUUCCUAAUAUCUUUUAAAAAGCCCAUGAUUAAUUGAUGAAAUUAGGAUUUGAUUAAAAAUUGAGUAAAGAAAGAUCAAUUUAUGUUAAAAAUAAAUAGAAUUAUCUUAUUCCAUGUAUUAUAGAAAUGAAAUCAUUAACAUCUUUAGAUUAAUCAGUUAUGAUAAUAGCUUAAUUUAAAUUAUUCAAACCAUAUAAACAAACAUGUUAUAUAUUAUUUGAUAGUGAUGAUAUUAUAGAUUCUAUUUCAUUUAAUUGUAUAAGUUUACUUGGUUUAGAUUUACGUUUGAUUUAGAAUAAGAAAUUAUUGGUUAGUGAAAUAUUUCCUUAAUUGUAAGACAAGAGUGAAUUUUUAAUUAAAGGAGGAGGAAUUAUUUAAUAUAAAAUACCUGAAGAUAUUAUGAGUGGAUAGAUUUAAUCUAAUGAAUAUAUUGAUGAGAAGACUAAACUUUCAUAAGAAUUCAUAUGUACAUUGAAUUCAGUUACAUUAAAUAAUUAGUAAUUAGGUUAUAUGAUGAAAUUAGAAUAAAAAGAAAGUGAAAAUAGAUUAAUUCCAUUAAAAAAAUAAAAAUCAAAUUUUUAAUUUAAAUAUAAUGUUGGUAAAAAGAUAUUUUUGGGAGAAUUCUCUACUGAUCAAGUUUCAGCUAUACAUGAUUUAUCAUCAGUUCAUGAUUAAACUGUUGAUGUUAGUGCCAUGUCUAUAAAAAAUUAAUCAAUCACAUAGGUUAAAUCAUCAGAAGAUUAAAAAUUUGAUUAUGGUGAAGGAAUUAAAACAUUAUAACUCUUUCAAAAUAGAAUUCAAGAAAUUGAUAAAGAAGAAAUUAUGGAAGAAUUUGAUGAAGAACAUUAACAAAGUGUAUUUCAAAAUAAUAUUGAAUAAUAAUAAGAAAAUGAAAGUAAUAUUAAUAAUAAUAUUUUUAAAUCAAGAGCUUCAUUAUAAGAAUAAAUUAAAAAUUAAGGGAGAAUUUCUAUUAUAUAAAAAAUGAUAUGGUUUACAAAUAUUUUAUAUUUAGUAAUGACAUCUUUAGCCUUUUUUGAAUUCUUUUAUUUAAAUCAAUAAUAUAAUGAAAUUGAAGAAAAUAUCAAUCUUAUUGGUAAAGAAAAUUAAAUUCAUGCUACCUUAUAAACUAUAUUGACAAAUGUAUAAAAUCUGAAAAUGCUGAAUUUAGGUGUAUGGUAGAAUGCAAAUGUAUCUACUUAUGAAAAAACUUAGAAGGAAGCCCUUAUUAAAGAAUUAAAUAAUGUUUAAGAUUUAAAUAAGGAAGUAUUAAUGAGUGAGUUAAAAAUAACAGAUAUUUAUUCAAAUCUCAAGGUUUCAGAUGCUGUUAAAAUGUAUUUUAGUACUAUUUAAAGCUAAUAAUAUGAUUUUAUGGAAGCAACUCAAUAAAUUAUUAGUAAAGGAAUUGAAGUAUCAAAUCUACCAUUAAGAGAGAUUACUGAAGAAUAAUCAAGUGUUUUCUUUGUAGAAUACAACCUUUUAAAUGAUUAUUGGAUUGCAUUAUCUACAGUAUCAGAUUAAUUUGUUUUAGCAUUAGAUGACAGAACUACUAGAUAAGAAAAAGUUGAAGUUAUUAUAAUUACACUUUCUGCUAUUAUGUUAUUUAUGUCUCUAAUAAUUUAUUCGAUAGCAAUUAUACUAUUAGCUUAGAUGAGAUUAUCCAUAUUAUAAUUAUUCUUAGAUAUUCCAGAAAAAACAGUUAAGUAUUUCUACAGUAAAUGUGAGAAUUACAUCAGUAAUUUGUAGGUAGGAGAAGAUGAUGAAAAUGUAUCAUUUUAAGAAGAUUUAGAAGAACAAGCAGAAUUAAAUAAGACCUUAAAAUCAAGAAAGAAGAAGAAGAAGUUUAUUAAUUCUAAUUAAAAUCAUAAGGAUCAUAUAUUACUAUUUGUAUUUUCGGUUAUGCUUUUAUAAGGAUAUUUUAUAUUUACAUAUUUUGUAACUUAAAAUGAAUUGAAUAAUAUGAAUUAAUAAAUAGCUGAAUUUAAUAUAACAACAAGAUGUGAAGGUUUUUAUAGAUUUUUGUGAUAAUUCUGAAAGACAAUUAUUUUAUAAUUAAGAAAUUUAAUUAUUAAAUCAAAAGCCUUAUGAAGUUAUCAAAUAAAAUAUAAAGGAUAUGUAUGCAUAUGAUACAUCUAUGUAAUAACAACAUGCUUUGAAUAUUGAUGUUUAGAAUUCAGAUUAUAGAAGUGUUUAUGAUCAUAUUAUGAUGUCAGAUCCUUGUGAUGUAUUACCUUCAUAUGGAUCUCCUGAUACUGUUACUUGUCAAGCCUUUGCAAGAGGAGCAUUGGCUUAAGGUAAUUCAAUUGGAGUUGCUAGAUAUAUAGAGAAUUUGAGAUACAUAAUAACAAUUUAUGAUAAAUUUAUAGGUUUAGGAUCUAAACCCAAUUUUACUACAGUUGCAAGAGGAGAUGCUGUAUAUUCUAAGAUAGUUGAUGAUCCUGAGAAAAAUAAUAUUUUGAAUUUGAAUAAUUUCAAUUAGACAAAAGAAGCGAGAACUUAUCAAUCAAAUUAUUUAACACGUAUUUUUAUACAUUUUAUUAAAUUAAGCAUCUUUUAGAUAUUUGACU
Paramecium pentaurelia is the source of this 4442-nucleotide messenger RNA. The record is from the annotation of a GenBank genome assembly. Lineage: Eukaryota; Ciliophora; Oligohymenophorea; Peniculida; Parameciidae.